AUGCUCCAGCCCUCUUUCUCUCUGACCACUACAAGGACCGUCAGCGUCGCCUCCGGCUCCUCUGCUCCGCGCUCGUAUAACCCAGGUCGGGCGACGAAAACCACCAAGGCUUCAGCAAGCACCGCAGCUCGCAGGGCCCCUGCUUCCGCUGACGACGUCCCCUCUGCUAAAGACGUCGCCGAGGCUGCGUCAGGGUCGAGCAUCCCGGCCGAGAGCGUGCCUUCGUCUGCUGCUCUGGGCGUGGAGUCCCUCCUUAACGAGGAUGCAGGCACGGACUGGUCAAAGAGCUACUACGGGCUCUCAACGCAGCCGUUCUCGAAGGAGAUUCAGGAGAUCUUGCUCGCGCCCGUCGACCCUUACGACAUCGAAGUUAAACCUGACGGCUUGAUUUAUCUUCCUGAAAUCAAAUACCGCCGUGUUUUGAACAAGGCUUUUGGACCCGGAGGAUGGGGUCUGGCUCCCCGAAGCGAGACGAACGUCGGGCCAAAAGUAGUCAGCAGGGAAUACGCGUUGGUUUGCCAGGGAAGGCUCGUGGCCAUUGCUCGCGGCGAGCAAGAAUACUUUGAUCCUUCCGGCAUCGCCACCGCCACGGAAGCUUGCAAGAGUAAUGCACUCAUGAGAUGCUGCAAGGACCUUGGCGUUGCAAGUGAACUUUGGGACCCUCGUUUCAUCCGUGAGUUCAAGGCGCAACAUGCCGCAGAGGUCUUCGCGGAGCAUGUCAACUCGAAACAGAAGAAGAAGCUCUGGCGUCGCAAGGACCAGCCUAAGCUGACGUAUCCCUGGAGGGAGUAA
Coniophora puteana RWD-64-598 SS2 is the source of this 792-nucleotide messenger RNA. RefSeq names its product mitochondrial genome maintenance MGM101. Lineage: Eukaryota; Fungi; Basidiomycota; Agaricomycetes; Boletales; Coniophoraceae. Gene Ontology annotation, cellular component: mitochondrial nucleoid; mitochondrial chromosome. The record is from RefSeq and is a predicted model, not a curated record. Gene Ontology annotation, molecular function: single-stranded DNA binding. Gene Ontology annotation, biological process: interstrand cross-link repair; recombinational repair. The transcript has 5 exons. Bases 1 to 792 code for a protein of 263 amino acids.